Molecule: messenger RNA, 631 nt
Organism: Acyrthosiphon pisum (pea aphid)
Lineage: Eukaryota; Metazoa; Arthropoda; Insecta; Hemiptera; Aphididae
Product: THAP domain-containing protein 1-like
Exons: 3
Coding region: 242-619 (125 amino acids)
Molecular function (GO): sequence-specific DNA binding
Source: RefSeq, a predicted model, not a curated record
AUCACAGAUAUAUAUAUUAAACUAGAUUGCUAACUAUUGAUAAUACGUGAAGCGAAGUUCCGCCAUUUUAUCUGAGGCCAGAAGUAUUAUCAAUUAUUAUCACAGUACUGAUAAUAACGAAUUAUGACCACCUGUUCACUGUUAUCUUGUCAAAUGUCGACGUUUUUGGUUUUUCUAAUUUUUUUUUGAAAUUUAUACUUUUUAUUGUAGUAAAAAUUUGUUUAAUCGUUACUAAAUAAUUAUGCCCUAUAAAUGUUGUGCGUAUGGUUGUAAUAAUGUCGAUGGAGUGGACAAAAAUAUUAAGUUAUUUAGAUUUCCUUUGAAUGAAACCACGGAAAAAGAAUGGGUGAAUGCCAUCCAGAGAAAAGAUUUUAAACCAUCCAAGUAUAGUAGACUGUGCAGUGCACAUUUUAACCCAAAUGAUUUUGUUGAAAAUCCAAACAGAUUGGUUUUAAAAGAAGGUGUAGUUCCUAGUAAUUUUAAUUAUCCUGCCACUCGCAUUAAAAAAUACACGAAGAAAAAAAUAACUGGAAAUGUUUAUUCUCCAGUGCUUAAUGAAAUAGUUCAGAAUAACAGUCAUCCAGGUUACUCAACGAAACUUAUAUUUUGGUGCGCUUAAAAUUAACGAUCU